Molecule: messenger RNA, 1582 nt
Organism: Jatropha curcas
Lineage: Eukaryota; Viridiplantae; Streptophyta; Magnoliopsida; Malpighiales; Euphorbiaceae
Product: PI-PLC X domain-containing protein At5g67130
Biological process (GO): lipid metabolic process
Molecular function (GO): phosphoric diester hydrolase activity
Source: RefSeq, a predicted model, not a curated record
UCCAGCUUCCAGCCAAUGUUCUACGUAUAUAAAUCGUACGUUCCCUCCAUCCAUUUCAUUUCAAUUAUCACAUUCUAAACCAGAAAUAAAGAUUCCUAUCAUUUCAACCCAUUUUGGAUUGAAAUGACAUUUACACCAACAAAAACUCCAUAACCAAACGACAAUAGACAUAGCACCAGACUCCAACACUUACAGUUUGCCAUAAACACACACCAUAAUGCAAUUCCAGGGACCCAUCCUGUUUGCCUUUCUCUUCACUGCAACUUUUCUCUUCACUUUCUCCACCUCCCUCAAGGAGGGGCAAACAUGUGUAGCAAAUAGAAAUUGUGACUCUGGGUUACACUGUGAAACUUGUUUAGCAAAUGGAAAUGCAAGGCCACGUUGCACAAGAAUUCAGCCCAUUAACCCAACUUCAAAGGUAAAGGGGUUGCCUUUCAAUCGGUACACGUGGCUUACAACCCAUAAUUCGUUUGCCAAAUUGGGAGUGAGGUCAGCUACUGGGUCUGUACUUUUAACACCUAUGAACCAACAGGACUCCAUUACUGAACAGCUCAAUAAUGGAGUGAGAGGGUUGAUGUUAGAUAUGUAUGACUUUCAAAAUGACAUUUGGUUGUGUCAUUCCUUUGGAGGAAAAUGCUACAACUUUACAGCUUUUCAACCAGCCAUCAAUGUUUUGAAAGAGAUUCAAGUAUUUUUGGAGGCAAAUCCAUCAGAAAUUGUUACCAUUAUAAUUGAAGACUAUGUUUCAUCGCCGAAUGGCCUGACAAAAGUGUUUGAUGCUGCUGGCUUGAGGAAAUACUGGUUUCCUGUAUCUCGAAUGCCCAAAAAUGGCGGAAAUUGGCCUACUGUUGAUGAUAUGGUCCAGAAGAAUCAGCGUUUGGUGGUUUUUACUUCAAAGUCAUCUAAGGAAGCUUCUGAAGGAAUUGCCUAUGAAUGGAGAUAUGUAGUAGAAAACCAAUAUGGAGACGGUGGAAUGGUGGCCGGUUCAUGUCCAAACCGGGCAGAAUCACCUGCAAUGAACACAACAUCAAGGUCUCUAGUGUUAGUGAAUCACUUUCCUGACAGGCCAGAUUUUACCCAAACUUGCAAGUAUAAUUCUGCUCCUUUAAUGGAUAUGGUGAACACAUGUUACGCGGCAGCCGGUAAACGGUGGCCUAACUUCAUUGCAGUUGACUUUUACAAGAGAAGUGAUGGCGGUGGAGCUGCAGAAGCUUCAGACGUUGCAAAUGGUCAUCUAGUUUGCGGCUGUGAAAGCAUUUCCUCUUGCAAGCCAAACAUGACCUUUGGAGUCUGUGACCUACCUGAGGCUGCUGCUGGCCCAGCCCCUAAUGUACGAAAUGAAAUCAGCUUUGCUCAUUCGGAUGACAGAACCCGUCGCCUACGGUGGCUGCUGGGGACCAUUCUGGGGGCAGUUUUCUUAUCAUUGUAAAAAUAAAUUUUAGUAUUUAAAAAAUAAAACAAAAGGCACCACAUAAAAAAAAUGGUGUUCUAACCUAAAACCAACCUGUAGUAGAACUAUAAAAUCCAAGGAAUGAUUCGGUUUAAUUUUUAAGAAAUUUUAUUUAGUUUUGAUUUUUAUAAA